AUGGAGCACAAGAAAGAAGAGGCCAUCAAGGCUAUAAAAAGUGCUGAGAAGAAGCUGGAAAAUGCACAAAACAAAAUCUAUGGAUCUGAAAAUGACUGGUACAGGAUUCUUGAAAUUGAACAAUCAGCAAAUGAAACAACUAUCAGAAAGCAAUACAAGAGGCUGGUACUGUUACUCCACCCAGAUAAGAACAACUUUGAUGGGGCAGAAGCAGCUUCCAAACUUGUUGCUGAAGCCAACUGCUUGCUCUCUGAUCACUCAAAACGAAGGCUAUAUGACAUGAACAAAGCAAAUUUUGAGACAGGACCUCGAAAUCAGCAGAUGCAGAAAAGAGUAAGAAAGGAAAUGAAGAAGCUCCCUAUUAUGCAGAUUGGAGGAAGAGACAAGGAGCCUAUAGAAGCCAUGGAAAUAGGAAGAGACAACAGAAAUCGGCUUCUUCUGCGUCGUCGUUUUCUUCUUCUUCUUCUGAGUCGUUGCCAAAGUCUUCUUCUUCUGAGUCGGAUUCAUUUAAGUCUUCUUCUAAGUCCGACAUUUCUUGUUUUAGAUCAGAUUCUUCAUCUUCUGAAUUCUUCAAUUCCUCUAAGUCAAAUUGAGUCAUCUAUACAGUAUUAUUGGUAA
Messenger RNA from Momordica charantia (bitter melon), 618 nucleotides. The record is from RefSeq and is a predicted model, not a curated record. Lineage: Eukaryota; Viridiplantae; Streptophyta; Magnoliopsida; Cucurbitales; Cucurbitaceae.